GAGCCAGGGCGGGCGACCGGUUAUCUGGUCGGCGCCUGGGGUCGCCGACGUCGCCUGUGGAGCCGGGCCGGGCUUCCCUCCGCGUCGGUGGGAAAACUACAAAAUGACAGAUAGCUUGGAUGAAUUUAUUGAAGAGCAGAAAGCAAAACUGGCCAGAGACAAAGCAGAACUGGAAAGUGAUCCACCUUACAUGGAAAUGAAGGGAAAGGCACCAGAGAAACUCUCUGAAAGCAGCAAAAUACUAAUCUCUAUGGCUAAGGAGAACAUACCACCGAACAGCCAGCAGCCCAAGGGAUCCUUAGGAAUUGAUUAUGGAUUAAGUUUACCACUUGGAGAAGACUAUGAACGGAAGAAACAUAAAUUAAAAGAAGAAUUGAGGCAAGAUUAUAGACGCUAUCUUACUCAGGGCAUUACACAAGCAAAAAGAAAGAAAAAUUUUCUAUCUACGGGUGAAACAGACCCAUCUACUCUGGGAGUUUCUCUUCCUAUCGACGAGCGGUUAUCUGCCAAGGAAAGGUUGAAACUUGAGCGCAACAAAGAAUACAAUCAAUUUCUCAGGGGUAAGGAAGAAUCCAUAGAAAAGGCCAGACAGGUAGAAAAGAAUAUUGAGCCUAAGAGCCAAAGAAAUAAAAACCCUGUUAGUCACGGCAAACCUGAUCUACCUCCACCGAAACAGACUUCAUACACACAUUCAGAGGCCCCGACAUAUGAAGAGCUUCUAAACCGAAGACGGCGGGAGGAGAGCCGAUAUCAACAACUAGAUGAUGAAAUUGAGUUAGUCAGUAGAAGACUUCUUAAACAGACGAAUGCAGAAGUAGGCAUUUCUGGUACGAAACCAAGCUUUGCCAGCAAGGCUGGUGUUCCGGAGCGAAGAGCUCGAAGGGUUAAUGAGGAGCAAGUGCCUGACAGACAGCACUAUAGAUCUGACCGAGAUCUUGACGUCAGUGAAGAAAUGGACGAGAGAUUUAGAUUUGAAAGUGACUUUGAUAGAAGACUUCUGAGAGUAUAUCCAGAUGAGAGGCCACAGGGAAACAGACAAAGGAAUGUACCUCUUAGGGAGAAUGAGGAUGGUGUCACAGACCAGUCAAACGGACGGAUUUCAUCUGCUGGAAAUACAAGUGCUCAGGAUAAUGAACCACCCGAAUCUGCUCAUCGUGGCUCUGCUGACCCCCUUAUCUGUAGUCCCUUUGCAGGGAUGCUCUUUGGAGGCGAAGAUCGAGAAGCUCUUCGGAGAAAGAAAGAGAUAUAUAGGCAAGAACUACUGGAACAGAUGGCUGAGCAGCAGAGGAAGAAGAAACGAGAAAAAGAUUUACGACUUUCACUUGCGGCGGCUUGUGUACGAGGCCCUGAAAAAUCGUGGAAUGAGUCACACACGUCAUUGCAGUUAAGUAAGGAGGAGCCUGAUAGACUAAAGCAGUUUAGUUUGACACCAAGACCCUUUGAAGAGAUGAUACCACCUGAGAGACCCAGAGUAGCUUUCCAGACACCUCUCCCUCCUCUCUCUGCCCCGCCUGCCCCACCCGUCCCGUCAGUUCACUCCGCCCCUUCUCCAAAUGAAGACUUGCACAGUGGACUCAGCAGCACCCUUGGGGAAAUGGUGCAUCCCAGGAUUAUGCCUCUGCCUCCACCUCCUCUACUACCCACUAUGGCCAGUAACUAUCGGACGCCUUACGAUGACGCAUACUAUUUUUAUGGUGCCAGAAAUACACUUGAUCCCAGUAUUGCUUACUGUGGCCCAGGAGUGAUGGGGGGACCGCCUGCUCCCCAUGUCUCUGCCCCUGUCACUCACCAAGUCGUGCAGCCUCUUGUGAAUCCUGUUGGACAGAAUGAACAGAAAAUUUUAGGUGAUCGAUUCAUGAAUUCAGGACUGAUCUUUGAAGAUAAACCAAAACCUUCCAAACAGUCACUUCAAUCUUACCAAGAAGCUCUGCAGGAGCAGAUUCGGGAAAGAGAAGCAAGAAGGAAGAAAGAACGCUUAGAAAAAGAAGAAUAUGAAGCUAAAUUGGAGGCUGAAAUGCGAAUUUACAACCCCUGGGGGAAGGGCGGAGGUGGCGCUCCUCUCCGAGAUGCUAAAGGAAACCUGAUAACUGAUUUGAAUAGGAUGCACAGACAGAAUGUAGAUGCCUACCAUAACCCAGAUGCAAGGACACACGAAGAUAAAAGGGCUAUUGUGUCUAUAGACCAAAACUUAGCCACUUCAAGUGCUGAGAACCUAGAAGACUCUGCAAAUAAAAACCCAGGUCUUGUGCAAGCACAGAGCUCUCCCUUUGCCCGGGGAAACACAUUUGGUGAGCAGCCCACAGAGCUUCAGAUUAAAGAGCAAGAAUUAUACAAGAAUUUCCUUCGUUUUCAGAUUGAGGAAAAGAAACAAAGAGAAGAAGCAGAGCGCGAGAGGCUGAGAGUGGCCGAGGAGAAGGAGGAAAAGCGACUUGCGGAGCAGAGGGCAAGGAUUCAGCAAGAGUACGAGGAGGAGCAGGAGAGGAGGAGGGAGAAGGAGGAGGAGCAAAGACUAAAAAAUGAAGAACUCAUUCGGUUAGCUGAAGAGAGACGAAAAGAAGCAGAAAGAAAGAAGAAAGAAGAGGAAGAAAAACAUAACUUGCAACUUCAGCACUACUAUGAGAGAGAAAAUAUGAUCGGAGAUGAAACAAAGCAUUUGAGACAACCUUCUCCUGUGGUUCCUGCUCUUCAGAACAAAAUGGCCAGCAAAGCCCAGAGACCUCCUUCAGUCGACACCAUCAUAAGCUCCUUCAUUCAUGAAAGCUCCCUGUCCAGGGCACAGUCUCCUCCAGUUCCUGCAAGGAAGAACCAACUCCGUGCAGAAGAGGAGAAGAAAAAUGUGAUUCUGGAGCUCUCAGAAAUGAGGAAGCAGCUCCGCAGUGAAGAGAGGCGUCUGCAGGGGCGGCUGCAGCACCUGGACAGUGAUGACGAGACCCCCCUCAGGAAGAGAGAAAGGAACCCCAUGGACAUAUUUGACAUGGCCAGGCAUCGGGUACAAGCUCCCGUCAGGAGACCGUCCCCGAAGGCCUUGGAUGCUGCUACUUUUCAGAAUAUUCAUGACUUCAAUGAGUUGAAAGAGAGAGAUUCAGAAACACGAGUGGAUCUCAAAUUAAUGUACCCAGAUCCUCCACGAGAUCAUGACACCUUAGAGAUCCAGCAGCAGGCCCUGCUACGGGAGCAGCAGAAGAGACUGAACAGGAUAAAAAUGCAGGAAAAUUUGGGAGUUGAUUUCGACACCAUGUCCAGUGGGAAAGCACAGGGGUACAGAAUGCCCAGAGAUGACACUAAUGACUUUUUGAAAAAUUCAUUACUGGAAUCUGACAGUGCUUUUAUUGGUGCUUAUGGUGAGACGUAUCCUGCCAUUGAAGAGGAUGCCUUCCCUCCGCCGUCCCAGCUGCCCUCCGCAAGGGAGCGCAGGAGGAACAAGUUGAAAGGACUGGAUUCUGAUAGUAGUCGGCUCCACAUCCCACCAGAUGGUCUCUCUUUAAAAUCUGUCUCCAGUGUAAAUGUCGAUCAGCUCAGAACGAGAAAUGAAGACAGAAUGAGAAGACUGAAUGAGCAUCAGAAGAAACCCACUAACACAGAUGAUGAGAGUUCACUGGUUGACCUUGAUGACAUCAUGAAACACUUGGGUGAGGAUGGAUCCAACUCUGUGGCAACUGAGCCCUGGCUCCGCCCAGGCACCUCUGAAACUCUGAAACGGUUCAUGGCAGAGCAGCUGAAUGAGGAGCAGCGGCAGGUUCCUGGAAAGCCAGGCACUUUCACUUGGCAGGGCCUGUCUGCUGCACACGCUUAAUUCAAAAUAAACCCUCUCUGGACCCAGCAGUGCCUUUUACAAUGGAAGGAACAUUCAGUCUCUAUCUGGAAUGCCUUGCUUGUGGCCCUACCCAGAUUUUAGUUAUUUAUGUUCUAGCUAUAUAGGAAGUGUAUUUUUUCCCAUGAUGAUACAUGUUUUAUAUAUAUUAUAUAUAAUGUAUAUACAAAGCCCUGAUUAUUGAUUUAUAACAUAAUUGUAUAGAAUUAUUUUUGCAAUUUUGCCAUGGGUGGUAAUGAACUCUUGAUUUAACUACCAUAUGUGCAUUAAUUCUGCUUGCCAUUCAGAGGUGAGGAAGUGUUAACAGUACUGUGAAACAGACCACAUUUCGCUUUGUGUCCAAACAGUUCAUAGUGAAUACACCUGCUGUGGCUGUGACUAGUCCAGCUGCUAUGUAAAUGAGCGACUCCAACAAGCCACUCAUUUUCACGCCAUUUGUAGCUGCAGCUCCCACAGGAGUGAAGGGAGCUGUGACCAUCUCACCUCCACGAGCCAUCUCUCUGCCUCCAUUUUAUUUUUAUGUUGAUAAAAGCACAGACUCACUCAGUUACUAAUUUAUCUGAUUUCACUAUUUCUUGAUACAAAUAAAGUUUUAUUUUUAUUAACUA
Molecule: messenger RNA, 4419 nt
Organism: Peromyscus leucopus (white-footed mouse)
Lineage: Eukaryota; Metazoa; Chordata; Mammalia; Rodentia; Cricetidae
Gene: Cspp1
Product: centrosome and spindle pole associated protein 1
Exons: 32
Coding region: 104-3793 (1229 amino acids)
Biological process (GO): positive regulation of cytokinesis
Cellular component (GO): microtubule; centrosome; spindle pole
Source: RefSeq, a predicted model, not a curated record